Zingiber officinale is the source of this 1695-nucleotide messenger RNA. RefSeq lists its product as uncharacterized. Lineage: Eukaryota; Viridiplantae; Streptophyta; Magnoliopsida; Zingiberales; Zingiberaceae. The transcript is spliced from 4 exons. The coding region runs from base 1 to 1695 and encodes 564 amino acids. The record is from RefSeq and is a predicted model, not a curated record.
AUGGAUAAUUUAGUACCACAUAAUAUUGAUGUGAUGCAUACAGAGAGAAAUUUCAUGGAAAAUGUACUUUCUACAAUACUUGGAAUAGUAGGAAAAUCAAAGGAUCAUCUGAAUGCUCGUCGUGAUUUGAAAGAAAUGGGAAUAAGGAAAGCAUUGCAUCCUACUCUAAUGGCCUCCGGUAAAGAGCGUAUUCUUCCUGCAAAAUUUACAAUGUCCAAGGAUGAAAAAUUGGUUUGUUGUAAAGUUUUGAAAAAUAUCAAACUUCCAGAUGGCAUUGCAUCAAAUAUAUCAAAAUGUGUACACUUGGAGGAGCGAAAUAUAUGGGGUUUGAAGUCUCAUGAUCAUCAUAUUCUUAUGCAACUGUUGCUUCCGUUAGCUAUUCGCAAAGCAUUGCUUAAAGAUAUAGUUAAAGUUCUUAUAGAGUUAACUAAUUUUUUUAGGCAACUUUGCUCAAAAGUUAAUCACAUAAAUGAUUUGGAACACAUCCAAGAUAGAAUUACUGUUAUCCUAUGUCAUCUUGAGAGAAUAUUUCCUUCAUAUUUUUUUGAUAUAAUGGAGCACUUACCUAUACACUUGGCUGAAGAAGCAUUACUUGCUGGAGCCAUACAAUUUCGAUGGAUGUACCCCAUAGAAAGGUAUCUAUGUACUCUGAAAAAAUAUGUGCGAAAUCGUGCUCAGCCCGAAGCUUCUAUUGCUAAAGGCUAUUUAAUGGAAGAGUGCAUGAAUUUUUGCACAAGGUAUCUAGACGAUGUGGAAACCAAAUCUAAUCGACCCAAAAGAAAUUUUGAUGGCAGUAAUGAUGAAGGACGUGCUACAAGAAAAGGAGUGAACAUAACUCUUGAUAGAGUUACAUGGACACAAUGCCAUCGUUAUGUCUUAAUGAACACUGAUGUUGUGCAACCAUUUAUUGAUAUGCAUAUGACAGAACUUUGUGUGAAGUUUCCACGUUACGGGUACCAUCAACUUCAAAGUGUGCAUAAUGAUACAUUUCAUACAUGGUUCAAAACUCAUGUUGAAGAGCAGCUAAAUGCAGGAAAUUCUAACUUUUCAGAAGUAAUCAAAACAUUAGCAAUGGGCCCUAAUCCUCGAGGGAGAAGUUUCAAGGCUUAUAUGAUUAAUGGAUUUCAUUUUCGUACAAAGGCUUUCGAAACUAGUAGAACAACUCAAAAUAGUGGAGUAAUGCUUAGGGCAAAAACUACUAGCUAUGCUAGUAGGAAAGAUAGGAAUCCAAUUGCUGGAGAAAUUAUUUACUAUGGAGUAUUGAAAAAUAUUAUUCAAGUACACUAUAGUAAUAGGAUCAAGUUUGUUAUGUUCAAUUGUGAUUGGGUUGAUAAUCAAAGAGGGAAAAUGGAAGAUGAUUUCAAAUUUACUUUGGUGAAUUUUGAUCAUCUAAUGUAUAGAGAUAAUCAGAUGUCGGAUGAACCAUUCAUAUUUGCUAGUCAAGCAGAGCAAGUAUUCUAUAGCAAUGAUCCAGUGGAACCCAAAUGGCAUGUUGUUCUGAAAAUGAGUCGCAGAGAUAAUUAUGAUGUUUACUCUUCUUUGGAUCAAGAAGAUUCAUAUUCUUCUCAAACUUUGGAUGAUAAUAUUCCUAUUAGGGAUGAGGAUAAUGCUUGGGUGAGGGAAGAUGUAGUUGUUGAUGGAGCCAUUGAUCUUGGACAAGAUGAAGAAGUUGCAGAGAAUGAUGAAACAUAUUAG